Molecule: messenger RNA, 603 nt
Organism: Lathyrus sativus (Indian pea)
Lineage: Eukaryota; Viridiplantae; Streptophyta; Magnoliopsida; Fabales; Fabaceae
Source: the annotation of a GenBank genome assembly
AUGGGAAACUUCUUCUUCCUCCUCCUCGUGCUGAAUCUGAGUAUCUUUGCCAUUACAGAAGCAGCGACGCCGCCACCUUCAUCCAGAGGAGGAUGCACCGAUCAGCUAAUUCUAUUCUCUCCGUGUCUGUCUUACGUUUCGUCUCCUCCAAACAACCUAUCGGAGACAGCUUCAACCAAAUGCUGCGGCGCUUUCUCAUCGUCGUUCGCACCUAACUCCCUCUGUUUCUGCUAUCUCCUCCGUGAUAAUCACAUCCUCGGCUUCCCUAUGAACUCCACAAGGCUUCUUUCACUCUCCUCCCUCUGUCUUUCGCCUCCACCAACCAUCUCUUCUCUCAACUUUCUUUGCGGAGAAUCACCGACUCUGCCUCCUCUCAGUAGCGCUGAUAUUUUACGGAAUCCCAACAAUUCUUCGGUAACAGGGUCAGUGUCCGGUGCUUCAGGAGGGAAAACGGCACCGCACAAUGACAAGGGACCAGGGACAACAUUGUACUUUCCAUCGUUGAAUGGUUCAACUUCAACACUCAUUGAUGGUGGAUACUACUGCAAGUUUUUGCUACUUGUUAUGCUUCCACUCUUCAACCUCAACAUGCUUUACUUUUAA